GUGUGUGUGUGUGUGUGUGUGUGUGUGUGUGUGUGUGUGUGUGUGUGUGUGUGUGUGUGUGUGUGUGUCUGUGUCUGUGUGUGUGUGUGUGUGUUCAGGGGGUGGGUGCAUUAGUCUGUGUGAGAGCAGCCUCACUUACAGAGCAGGAGCUGGAGAAAGAGGAGGACGUGGAAUGAGGUCAAGUGAAAAAAGGACAAGUAGAGGAUGAAACAAUCAAUGAUCUGAAGAGACAGCGCAGGAAAAAAACACUUCCUAACCGCAAAGGCGUUUUCAGACAUUUAUGGAUGGACGAGUGAAAGUUAGCAGAGAAUAGUCACCUGCAAAAGGACACACAACCCCAGGGAGAGGAAGGAGUCUGGACCACGGCUCAAGACCUGCUGAAGACAAGCCUGCAUUUUCCCAUGAUUCCUUUUGGUUACCUCAGUAUGAUCCCUCUGCUUUCCCUGUAUCUGGGGGGGCUCAUGUCUUCAGAUGCAUCCCUGGCCUGCACUCACCCUCCCUGCAGGGAAACUCUGGUGGCUGCACCGGUCCCGCCUGGGUCCGGCAGUGGAGUGGGUUCUGGGGCGUGUGAGGGUCAAACAGCCUGCAGAAUCGGGUUUUCACUUCCCGCCAACGCCAAUGCUCCUCGGAAGGUGGAACAGAGGCACGAUAAGAGUGGAGGUGUUAAAGAGCACCUGGCUCAGCUGCAGCACUGCAUGCGCUCUUUCCAGGAAACAGGGAGUCACGGGGGCCAGGAAAGCAACUCUCUCGGGGCCAUCCUGGCACUAAUGGCAGCUGUGCUGACAGAGUGUGACCUCCACUGUCACAACCAGGCGCUCGGAGCGAUGGCCAAACGACUGGAGAGUGCAGCCGUAGGAAGGGAAGGAGACCUGCUGCUGUUCCUGAAGAGCAUCACACAUCACCCGCCCACAGUCGCUCCUUUGGACCGGUUACAUCCGCAGGACUGUGCAGAGAUUUACCGGCUCGGGAUCAAAGAGAACGGAAUCUACACCAUCCAGCCUGACCUGCACAGGCCACCGGUGGAGGCUAAAUGCGACAUGGAGACGGCAGGUGGUGGCUGGACCCUGAUCCAGAAUCGACACGACGGCACGGUGGACUUCAACAGGACGUGGCAGGAAUACCGGGAAGGCUUUGGCAGUCCCCUGGGAGAGCACUGGCUGGGGAACGCGGCGCUGCACGCCCUCACCUCCGGCGGCCAGCAUCAGCUCCGCAUCGAGCUGGAGGAUUGGUACCAACAGAGGCGCUCCGCCACCUACAACACCUUUAAAGUCGCCUCGGAGGCUCAGAGAUACCGCCUGACAGCGCGGGAGUACUCCGGGGAUGCUGGGAACGCGCUGAGCUACAGCAAGCGUUACAACCACGACGGCAGGUUCUUCAGCACGGCCGACCGCGACCACGACCGCUACGUGGCCGGGAGCUGUGGCCAGUACUACGGCACGGGCUGGUGGUUCGACGCCUGCCUGGCGGCCAAUCUCAACGGGCGCUACUACCGCGGGCGCUACAGCGGCGUGACCGACGGCAUCUACUGGGGGACGUGGUACAUCCUGACGGACGCGCGGACCGGAGAGCGCUACUCCUUCAAGCGGGUGGAGAUGAAGACAAGGCCCAGGGGCUUUGCUGGGAAGUCUUAGGCCGUGACGGGCGUCCCGAUUGGACCGUUUGCUGCACUGCAAUUGUAAUCGGUCGCCGGGUGCUCGAACUGCACUGACGUCAGAUCCUGUCACUCAUCGGUUACAUGCAGAUGGCAGCUGACAGAUUGAAAGAGAAAUCACAGAAUGAAAUAUGCACAAAAAUAACAUUUUGAGCUUUGACUAGCAGUCCAAACAUGUAUAAGAUGAUGAAUAAAGUCACAUCAUCUAUAUUAUUCAUUGAAAAUAAUGUGGUAUUUUUUUAUCCAUUUGGACAGCAUUUCUGCCAGGACACGUGUCCUCAACCAGGACGACACACAUGCAAACACAACAUGGAGAAACAUGAUGAUUUAACCCAAACUGUUCCUAAACCGGUCCUACACGCAUG
Molecule: messenger RNA, 2016 nt
Organism: Betta splendens (Siamese fighting fish)
Lineage: Eukaryota; Metazoa; Chordata; Actinopteri; Anabantiformes; Osphronemidae
Product: fibroleukin
Exons: 6
Coding region: 402-1631 (409 amino acids)
Source: RefSeq, a predicted model, not a curated record